GCUAAGUAAUCAGCCCAAAGCUGCGCGACGAUCUCUGCACCUUCAGCGAUGGCAGCCGCUGCUAAGAAGUUGCUUUUUGCCGCGGCCGAAGCUGGCGACCUGGCCAAGCUCCAGCAAGCCCUGGCUGCCGGUGCGCCCGUGGAUGCGCGCAACUCCGAGGGCUGCGCGGCGCUGCACCUGGCGGCUGCGGCGGGCCAUGCGCCCCUGGUGCGCGCGCUGCUGGCUGCGGGCGCAAAGAGCGAGCGGCGGCGGGAGGAGGACGAGCGUACGGCACUGCACCUAGCGGCGGAGGAGGGACACCUGGAGGUUGUGUGCGCGCUGCUGGCGGGCGGUGCUGACGUGGCCGCCACCGACAUCGACCUCAGCACGCCGCUGCACCUGGCGGCGCACUUUGGGGAUGCGCCGGUGGUGGAGGCGCUGCUACACGCUGGCGCACAGCCGACCGCCCGCAACCACGCCGGCCAGACUCCGCUGCUGGUGGCGGCGGAGGCGUGCGGGUGCCGCUGGGUGGGGCGCCCCGGCUGCGACUACCCGGGGUCGGUGGGGAUGCUGCUGCGGGCGCGGGAGGGGCAGGAAGGGAAGCAGGAGGGGAAGGAGGCGACAGGCGGAUGGGAAGCGGGAGCGGGUGAUGUUCCUGCUGUUGCAGCUCUUGCUGCUGCUGUCGCUGCUGCGGCCGUGGGAGACGGUGCGACGGAGAAGGGCGAGGAGGGUGGUGAAGGAGGCAGUGGCGGUGGCGGCAGUGGUGGGGGCUGCGAGACGGACUCCUCGGGCGAGAGUGCGGCGCACGUGGCGGUGCGGGCGGGCAACAUGCAGGUGCUGGCGGUGCUGUGUGCUGCGCGUGCGGGCCUGGCUGCGUGCGGCCCCCGCGGGGUGACGCCGCUGCACCUGGCGGCAGCGGGCGGGAUGGAGGAGGCGGUGCGGCUGCUGGCGGGGGCGGGGGCGCCGCUGGAGGCGCGCGAGCUGGAGGGCGGUCUGACUCCGCUGCACUCCGCAGUGCAGGCGGGGCAGCUGCGGGCGGCGGAGGUGCUGCUGGAGGCGGGGGCCGACCCCGCCUCCCCCGACUCCCGCGGCCUCACGCCCCUCCACACCGCCGCACUGCGGGC
Messenger RNA from Astrephomene gubernaculifera, 1103 nucleotides. Lineage: Eukaryota; Viridiplantae; Chlorophyta; Chlorophyceae; Chlamydomonadales; Astrephomenaceae. The record is from the annotation of a GenBank genome assembly.